Cydia pomonella (codling moth) is the source of this 1276-nucleotide messenger RNA. RefSeq names its product G patch domain-containing protein 4. The transcript is spliced from 4 exons. Lineage: Eukaryota; Metazoa; Arthropoda; Insecta; Lepidoptera; Tortricidae. Gene Ontology annotation, molecular function: nucleic acid binding. Bases 100 to 1167 code for a protein of 355 amino acids. Gene Ontology annotation, biological process: regulation of ribosome biogenesis. The record is from RefSeq and is a predicted model, not a curated record. Gene Ontology annotation, cellular component: nucleolus.
UGGUUGACUGGUUGUAAACAUACUGUUUAUGUUAGAUAAAUAUAUUAAACUCAUGUUUUAGUAACUAAUUAUAAUAAGCUUAAAUUAGUAUAAAAUCUUAUGAUAAUGGAUUUUGCUCGAAAACAACUUGAGAAAUACGGCUGGACCGAUGGUAAAGGCUUAGGCAGAAAUGAAAAUGGUAUAUCCCAAGCAUUAAAACCGAAGUUAAAGCGAAGCGUCACAGGCGUAGGGCAUGAUGUGGCGUCUGAUUUCACAGAACACUGGUGGACGACACUUUAUAACAAGGCAGCUGGUAAUGUAGAGGUUGAAGAGAAAAAUGGCAAAACGAAAAAGAUAAAAACAAACACAGAUGACUUCCAAAUAUCAAACAGCACCUGGAAACUGACAAAAACUAAAAAGAAAUCAACCACAGAAGAGGAUCAGUAUGCUGACUAUUUUGUUAAAAAAGCCACUUUGACAAACGGGGGAGUCAAAAUGGAGAAAAUGGCAGAGUCAGACUCGGAGAGUGACGAGGAGAAGAAGGAUGUGUUUAAGAUGACAGAUGAGGAGCUUUUUGCUGCCUGUGGUGGACGGACAGCACAUAAAGGCGCAAGACAUGGAUUGCGGGCUUUAGGCAAAUUAGCAAGAAUAGAACAGCAAGAACAACAUUUACUUGAACAAGAAAAGUAUGAAGGUUACUCUCAUCAUGAAAAGAAAAAGAAAAAUAAAAACAAACAUGCCAAUGAACUACAAGUUGAAGAUUUAAAUUUAAAUAGUGACACAGAUGUUCCUAAAAGCAAAAAGAAAAAAAAGAAGAAGCGUUGCUCAAACACCGAGAGUUUAACGGAAAUCGGAAAUGGUAACAUUGAAGUGGCUGAAUGCAGAGAAUCUGAGCCUAAGAAAAAUAAAAAGAAACGCAAACUGACUGAUGAAAAUGUUGCCAGUGAAAUUGAAGAGGAAAAUGGUAGAAAAACGAAAAAAAUUAAAAACAUUGAUGAGAAUAAUGUUUCUGAUCGUGAUGUUGGAUGUCUGUUCAAAUCAAAAAAGAAGAAAAAGCGUAACAAAAAUGUUGAAUCUGUGGAUGAAGCGGAAUCCAAUACGAAUUUCUUAAAAACAGACGGAAAGUACGAAUUCCUCGACAACGGGGUGGUUCGGAAAACGAAGAAGAAAAACAAGAAGGCUAAAUGACAUUCACUCUUUUAUCAUUAAUGAAAUCUAUUUUUUACUUUAAUAAGUAAUUUUGUGUACCUUUUUAGGUACCAAUUAUUUUAGUAAAUAAAUAAUUUUAAUAAUAUAA